AUGAAUUGUCCUAUUUGCUCUCGAGUCUCAACCUCGCGCCUACGCUUUUACUGUCCCACGUGUGCCUGUAAUCAACUAUACACACUACGUAUCGAUAAUGCCAAGGUUCUCCUGGAGAAGGAAACCUUAGGACGGCAGCUCGAGAAAGCUCUGCAUCAGACAUCUCCUACUCUCUCCCAUCGUCGCUCUGAAGAAUGCUCAACGCAGUUGCCGAAUAAGGUGUCCAACCCUCAAAAGGUCUUGCAAAUUAUAAACGCAAAAGCCGAGUCUUCCAUCAGGAGAAAACAGCUUGGCCUUCAGAUCCAGCAACUGAAAUCCGAGAUUAAAGACAGGCAACUUGGCAUUUCUCAGCGGAGGUUGACAUUAGCACGACGACGUUCAGAUGCCGAGUCUUCAAAGUUUCAGCUGGAAACUCGCGAGAUAGCUAUGCUAUGUGGUGUUCAGAACACCAUCAAAAGGACGGAGCAUCUCUGGCAUUCCUUGCACAGCAAGACAGCUGAGGCUCGGAUCUUUCUUUGCCGGGAGGUUGCGAAUCUAUACAGCUUAAGGCAGUGGAUAAAGCAAAAUGGCAGUGAAAUGAAGGAGACAUACGUAAUUGGUGGUGUCCCUAUCAUAGAUCUCCGAAACCUGAACGGGAAGUCGCAAACCCUGCCCCUCCUCCUGGAUAUGCCAACACGAAAUAUUAAUGCCCAAAUAGGUGCCACUUCAGUCCAAAUAUCAACAUCCUUCUCUAAUAUUGCUCAUCUUCUAGUCCUCGUUUCACAUUACUUAUCUUUGAGGCUUCCGGCGGAGAUUACCCUUCCUCAUAGAGACCAUCCCCUUCCCACGAUUCAUGCACCUAUUGGGUCGUAUACUUCACGGGACUCGAUCUUGACAGCCACCUCAACGCAGCCCCAUAACCCCCCUUCAUUUACGACACACUCAUUAGGCUUUCAGUCUAAUCAUCAUCAACCUCGACCUCUCACUAUCGAUAGAAGUUUACCAAAGCUCGCAAGGGAAGACCCAAGGUCAUACGUCCUUUUCCUAGAAGGAGCUACAUUGUUGGCCUGGAACGUUUCCUGGCUAUGUCGUACGCAAGGACUCAAUAUCGCAUCAGACUCUUGGGAAGAGAUUUGCGACAUUGGGAAGAACAUGUGGCAGCUACUUGUUGCUCCUCCGCUGGAAGCGGCAACUCUGAUGAGAGCAUUUGCUGGUCGAGAAACGCAACCUAUGAAGCUCUCAAGAGACCCUCCUAGAACUUCUAUCCAAAGGACCAUAUCGUUCCCCAUGAUGGGGCAUUACUCACAUGGCACCGUGCAUUCAUUCCUGGGUGCUUCAGAAGGCACGGAGUUCGUUAGGACGUGGAGAUUGCCAAUCCCGCUCAAGGUUGUCGACAAAUUAAAAUCAAUGCUCCUGGGAGAGAUGGCGAGCGCGGAAUGGGAAGUUCUCGAGGAGAAAGAGUGGAACGAUAGCGGGCAAAGUUCAACGAGAGCAUCAGUCCAAGGGUCGCGGUCGCAGCCUGGAGACGAUAUAACGCCAGACAAGAAUUACGUCGGUCAUAUGGCAUCAGCAAGUGGUGUUCCCAAUGAAUUAGAUAGCACCAGCCGUCCACGGGGAAGUAGUGGCUGGACUAAAUUGAGAAAUCGAUAA
Messenger RNA from Aspergillus udagawae, 1629 nucleotides. RefSeq names its product Atg14 domain-containing protein. Bases 1 to 1629 code for a protein of 542 amino acids. The record is from RefSeq and is a predicted model, not a curated record. Gene Ontology annotation, molecular function: SNARE binding. NCBI's taxonomy places the organism in Eukaryota, Fungi, Ascomycota, Eurotiomycetes, Eurotiales, Aspergillaceae. Gene Ontology annotation, cellular component: endosome; lytic vacuole. The transcript has a single exon. Gene Ontology annotation, biological process: SNARE complex assembly.